Molecule: messenger RNA, 1272 nt
Organism: Prorocentrum cordatum
Lineage: Eukaryota; Dinophyceae; Prorocentrales; Prorocentraceae
Source: the annotation of a GenBank genome assembly
AUGAUGCGCCUGCGCACGUCUCACAGCGUCGGCGCGCUGCUCCUGCUGCUGGCAGCGCGCGGCGCCCCGAGCGCCGGGUCGCGGUCGCCGGCGAGCGGGACGCUGGCCCGCCCGAGGCUGGAGGGCUCGGCGAGCGGUCGCCCUCGCGAGCCGCAGGCCGAGUUCGGGAGGCGCCAGGCUACCAGCGGCGCGCAGUUGCUCAAGCUUGUGGCGAGUGAUGGGGUCGCAGACGACUAUUUCGGAGUUGUGGUGGCCGUGAGCUCCGACGGGGCCCGCGUGGUGGUGGGGGCCCAUGCUGACGACGCCUAUUCUGGCUCCGUGCACGUGUUCGACGGUACCUCGGGCGAGAGGCUGCUCAAGCUUGUGGCGAGUGAUGGGGCCGGAUGGGACUAUUUCGGAUGGGCGGUGGCCGUGAGCUCCGACGGGGCCCGCGUGGUGGUGGGGGCCUAUUAUGACGACGACCAGGGCGACAAUUCUGGCUCCGUGCACGUGUUCGACGGUACCACCGGCGAGAGGCUGCUCAAGCUUGUGGCGAGUGAUGGGGCCGCAGACGACAAUUUCGGAUUCGCGGUGGCCGUGAGCUCCGACGGGGCCCGCGUGGUGGUGGGGCCAGUGAUGACGACGACGAUUCUGGCUCCGUGCACGUGUUCUGAUGGGGCCGCAGACGACUAUUUCGGAAUCGCGGUGGCCGUGAGCUCCGACGGGGCCCGCGUGGUGGUGGGGGCUUCUGACGACGACGACCAGGGCGACAAUUCUGGCUCCGUGCACGUGUUCGACGGUACCUCGGGCGAGAGGCUGCUCAAGCUUGUGGCGAGUGAUGGGGCCGCAGACGACUAUUUCGGAAUCGCGGUGGCCGUGAGCUCCGACGGGGCCCGCGUGGUGGUGGGGGCUUCUGACGACGACGACCAGGGCGACAAUUCUGGCUCCGUGUACGUGUUCGACGGCACCAUCGUCACCACCAGGACGGCCACGAGUUCCGCGGCGUCAAGCACUAUUACCACCAUCAAGACAACCACCGAGACAACAACUGAGACGACCACCGUGACGACCACCAAGACGGCCACGACGACCAUUGAUACGGGCACGAGUUCGGCCACAUCAAACACCACAGCCACCACCGAGCCAUGGGAAGUAAUUGCAGUCUUGAUCUUGGCUGGUAUCUGGAUCUUGUGCUUGGGCUGCGCUGUCGCGCUGGGCUGCCUGGUGAGGCGCGGGCCGUGGCAGGGGCCCAACACCCUAGCGCGGCAUUCACAAAGCCAGGCACCCCUCUGA